Botrytis fragariae is the source of this 243-nucleotide messenger RNA. RefSeq lists its product as uncharacterized. Bases 1 to 243 code for a protein of 80 amino acids. The record is from RefSeq and is a predicted model, not a curated record. NCBI's taxonomy places the organism in Eukaryota, Fungi, Ascomycota, Leotiomycetes, Helotiales, Sclerotiniaceae. The transcript has a single exon.
AUGUAUGAAACCACAACUGUCAGUUGUCUAACAUAUGCGCAGGACCCAAAUGCCAAAGGUGCAUGUGCUGGCUUGUACCAACAAACAUCAAGUUCCAUAGAGUCUCUAGCUAAUGUAGCAUUCGGAUCUGCAUUGCCAAUCGCAACGUCAAAUUCAAUGCCAACAUUAGUUCCAAUUGGACCAGGUACCGGUUGGGAAGUGGUCCCAGCUCUACACUUAAUGGUGCUACAAUUGUUGAAUUGA